AUGGCCUGCAAGGUGCAGCAACAGAUGGAGGUUUCAGAUUUCAGUGUAUUGUCAGGUAGCAUUCAGGUUUCUGUGAACUUGGUAGUCUUCAGGUUCAAACCACGCACGUACUGCACAUCAUCAUCGUCGUCCUGGCGAUCCAUCACAAGCACCAGUGUGGCAGCGUGGCGUGGCGGCGGCGUGGAGACUCGGCGGCGCAGUGGCCUGGAGAUAAUCGGCGGCGCGGCGGCAUGGUGCAGUGGCGCGGCGCGGUGGUGA
This is a messenger RNA of Miscanthus lutarioriparius, 258 nucleotides long. The record is from the annotation of a GenBank genome assembly. NCBI's taxonomy places the organism in Eukaryota, Viridiplantae, Streptophyta, Magnoliopsida, Poales, Poaceae.